Molecule: messenger RNA, 2212 nt
Organism: Haliotis rufescens (red abalone)
Lineage: Eukaryota; Metazoa; Mollusca; Gastropoda; Lepetellida; Haliotidae
Product: cis-aconitate decarboxylase-like
Exons: 4
Coding region: 194-1759 (521 amino acids)
Molecular function (GO): lyase activity
Source: RefSeq, a predicted model, not a curated record
AGAUGAUGCGUAUAGCUGAACGUCACAUGACUCGGUCACGUGGUGCUUCAUUCACUGUAUUUUCCAUGAAAAUGGGAAUACCAGGGACGCCCACGUUCGUCGUAUUUGGAUAAAUUGGGGGAGAAUUUGUUCGGAGAGUAUUCAGUAUCCAUCGCCGUACACGUGAAGAGGUUUAGCAGAAAUAACAGACAACAUGGACAUCAUAGCAAAGGACGCAACGAAUACUGUGUUGAAACUGACUCGCUAUGCAAAGAUUGGGCUCAGCAACACCAGGAAGUACUCAAGCAAAGCAGGGGAGAAAUUGACAACACCAGGGAGACGAUAUGCACAUCAGAACAUUGCUGUUGCAGAAGCCAAUCUUCCUGCAACUAGCGUCACCACUUGGAUCUCCCACCUCGCUGCGGACACCACGCGGGCCGACCUUUCUGACACUGUCGUCCACCGUUCUCAACGUAUGAUGCUUGACACCCUUGGGGUGGGGAUUCUUGGCUUCAAGACCGACAUCACCCAGACUGUCCUGAGAUGUGCGCUCAACACAGGAGCCAUGGAUGGAGCAGGCUCCUCUGCAUCUACCAUCUGGGGCUCCAAAGGACAGAAGGCCUCUCCAGCUAUGGCAGCUUUUCUCAACGGCAUCAACGUUCACUCUAUGGACUUUGACGACACCUGGUACCCAGCCACGCACCCUAGCGGUCCGGUUCUGCCAUCAAUUAUCGCCCUUGCUGAGACGAUGACAGGAAGUUAUCAACCAACCACAGAAGAUCUUCUUGUGGCAUACAACGUUGGCAUAGAGGUACAGGGUCUCUUGCUCAGAUGCUCCGAGAUCGCAAAGGAGAUCCCUUGCAGGUUUCACCCUCCUGCUGUUGUUGGGGUGAUGGGCAGUGCCGCGGCCUCAGCUCGCCUCUUGGGUUUGGGCCCACACAAAUCUCGCCACGCUCUCGCCAUCGCCGCAUCAUUUGCAGGUGCACCUAUGGCCAACGCCGGAACAACCACGAAACCAUUGCAUGCCGGGAAGGCCGCCCGUUUCGGCCUGGAGGCAGCCCUGUUGGCGGACCAUGGAUUGGAAGGCAAUCACGACAUCCUUGACGUACCUUCUGGUUACGGGGCUUUCUAUGAUGACUACGACCCUGAGGAGUUCCUGUUUGCCCAUUCCAACAACGAAGACUUUGUCCUCCACAAUCAAGACAUCGCCAUCAAGAGAUUCCCCGCGCAUCUGGGAAUGCACUGGGCAAUUGACGCCACAAUGGGAGCCAGGGAUCAGAUCUGCCAGACCGCGAGAAGAAUAGUUCCAGAAGAAGUGUCCGAGGUCCACAUCAUGGCCCCAAAGUCUAAAUACAUCAACAGGCCACUUCCAUCAACCGAGCAUGAAGCCCGCCAUUCCUUCCAGUUCAACGUGUGCACGGCUUUGUUAGAUGGUCACGUGUCACCCGAUUCCUUCACCCAUAGUUACAGACGCCGCUCUCCUCUCAACCAGCUGUUGUCAAAAACACGCGUCAGUUGCCCCGAGGACAACAUCCCCACCUUCAACGACAUGUACGUGGAGGUCCAUGUGACAAUGAGAGACGGGACUCUUGCCAAAAGUCGCUGUGACACCCCCUACGGACAUUGGAGGAACCCUCUGACUGAGAAGGAUCUUGAGGGAAAGUUCCUAGCCAACACGAAAGACAUGUCGUACCAGUCUCAGAUCCAACUCAUCAACACCAUCAAGAACAUGUCUGCAGGGAAACCAGCGACAGAGUUCCUGGAAGCUCUCAGAGACUAAUGCUAUGAAGACGUUGGGAACUUACAAGGCAAUAACGUUCAUUUAUUGAACAAAAGUAAAUUAACCACACGAAAGGUUAAUCAACGAAUAAAGUUUCACGAACGAAUUUCAGAAACCAUACAAACAUUAGAUGAUGCUAUUAACUGCUAAUGAGUGAGUGGGAAUGGUUUUACCCGCUUGCAAUACCUGGCUAGUGUGAAUCAUACAUAUAUCAUAACCCCGGUCAUAGUCUUUUCUGUUGACGUACUGAGGAUCUUUCUCAGUGUGUGGAUGGCUCCGUACAUGUCCUAUGAUUAACGGGACCUCCGGCAGAGAAGCACAUGUGCUUGAAGACUACUUACCAAAUUCAUCACGAUUCGGGCUAACCGUCUAAUUGACGGUCUUACAAAUGAAAUAUAUAUGUGGACAUAACCCAAUGGAUGUGUAAAGGGAAAGUUUAAUGAUGUAUUUAUA